Molecule: messenger RNA, 1249 nt
Organism: Periconia digitata
Lineage: Eukaryota; Fungi; Ascomycota; Dothideomycetes; Pleosporales; Periconiaceae
Source: the annotation of a GenBank genome assembly
UCCACCGGUAUCUAGUCUAGACUCCGAUCGUACUCUUGGCCAUUCACAGUAUAUCUCCUUCAAGGAAGCGCUUGAGCAGCACGAAUGAUUAACCUGAUUUGGAAUGAGUGAUUCCAUAGGUUGAAGGAUGUGAAUGCUGACAGGCGCAUCACCGGUAAAAUGGGGAAGCUUCCAUUUGCGGCAAUUCCUGUACAACACCGAUAUACUCUGUCAGCGAUCGCCUACGCCGCGUCUAGUGGCUGUGACAUCCAGCUGCUUUUUUGAGUUUGAGGGUUCAUCUGAGAGUGGAGACGCACACAAGCGCCGAGGGAGUUCCACCGCACUCUGGGAAAGCGAUCGUCCAUCACGGCCUUCGUCGCCCCAUCACGGAACCUACAAAGAACACCGUCACCUGUCACCGCUUGCUUGCCGAAAAACAUCCAUUAAAACAUCCCACUAGCCACUCGUGCUCCAGGCCGUCUUAUCCCACAUUGACAGACAGCUCCCUAUCGCUCCAAGACCAACUAUGUCGGCAUCUACCACCAUCACGCUCAUCACGGGCCCCAACCGCGGCAUCGGCCACGGCAUCCUGGCCACGCUUCUUGCCCGCCCUAACAACACUCUCAUCGCUGCUGUCCGCGAUCCCGAGGCCCCGCUAUCCAAAGCUCUGAACGAUCUGCCAAAAGGUGAAGGAAGCUCACUCAUUCUCAUCAAGAUCGACCAGUCUGUGCCCACCGAUGCUGCUGCCGCCAUCAAAUCCCUCGAUGGCAUCGACCGCAUCGACACGCUCGUCGCCAAUGCCGCCAUGGCCGACUUGUGCGUCAGUGUGAUGGAAACCCCCGCCGAAGACGUCCGUCGCCACAUGGAUAUCAACCUCCUCGGCGUUCUCACCCUCUUCCAGGCCGCUGAGCCGCUCCUCAAAAAGUCAACCAAGGCUAAGCUGGUUGUGCUCAGCUCCGCGUUAGGCAGUGCUACGCUGUGCACCGCCAUGCCUGGCCCGUGGUUCUGCUACGGUGUCACAAAGGCGGCCCUCAAUUAUCUAGUGCGCCGCAUCCACGUUGAGCACGACUGGCUAGCAGCCACCGUGUUGCAGCCGGGCUGGGUGCAGACUGACAUGGGCACUCUUGCGGCGAAGAGCAUCGGCAUGGAAAGCGCGCCCAUGAAAUUGGAGGAUAGUGUUGCGGGCUGCGUCCGCGUCGUCGACGCCGUGUCGCGUGAGAAGUACAAUGGCGAGUGGGUAGAUAGUGAGGAGAAGCCCGUUCCAUGGUAA